Molecule: messenger RNA, 6026 nt
Organism: Hemiscyllium ocellatum (epaulette shark)
Lineage: Eukaryota; Metazoa; Chordata; Chondrichthyes; Orectolobiformes; Hemiscylliidae
Product: ribonuclease P protein subunit p25-like protein
Exons: 1
Coding region: 1311-1964 (217 amino acids)
Biological process (GO): tRNA 5'-leader removal
Cellular component (GO): ribonuclease MRP complex
Molecular function (GO): RNA binding
Source: RefSeq, a predicted model, not a curated record
ACAGAGGCACUGACUUCUGUGUUCAGUGCAGAUGCUGCAGACAAGCUUCUAUCUUGGAACCAGCAGAGAAGCAGCUUAUUUCUGGUUUCUGCUCCCUCUUUGCAAUUGAAGGUGAGCUCGGGACACGGUUGGAAAGACAUAAGACGGCGCUUCGAUAAAUGGGGCAGUACUGCCCCGUGCUGGACAUCUCCCGGGUCGGCUGGCAAGGAGGGAGAUUGCGCUGAGGAAUGAGUUGGCAGCAGCAGCCGGGGUUCGCGGGGGAGGGGUGAAGGAAGUUAGGGGAUGGUCACCAUUUGUUGGAAGGGGCCGGUGCAAAAGUACAAAUCGCAAACACGGGGGAGCUCGUUUGGAUCCGACGCUGUAGCGUGAGGCAGGAUGAGAAAACAGCCCGCUACCCUGCAGCAUGAAACCGAUCUCGCCGACUUUGUCCUUUGCUUGAAACCGUUGCCCCGUUUUGCAGAACGACAAAAAUAAACCAAUUUUUUUUAUUGUAACACGACUUCGCCCAGUUUUGCAGACGAACAGGAUAAGGCUGCCCAAGGGACGGGUGAACAACUUUGCUCAGUUUUGCAAAAAAAACCACAAUCAUGUGAAGGAAGAGCUUUUUUGCACAGGGAGGAAAAUAGAAGGACUUCGCUGAAAAUAAGACAACCCUACCCAGUUUUGCGAAACACCGAUAGAAAAAAAAACCCAGCACAAGAGGAAAACGGGACUUUACCCAGUUUGGCAAAGGAACAAUUCUGCCCAGUUUUGCAGAACAUGAAGGACAAAACGCAUGUCAGAUUUUGCAAAGGAUGAAAAUGAAACAACCUCGCCCAGUUUUGCAAAACACCAAAAAGUCUUUCACCUUCUCAAAAUAGUAAGGACUUUUGCCCAGUUUUGCAAAAGCAACAGCUUUGCAAAGCAUCGUCGACUUUUCCCCAGGAGGAAAACAGUAGGGACGUUGCCCGGUUUUUGCAAAAAAGGAGCAGUUCUGCAAAACACCGGCUACAAAAAAAAACCUGUCCGCUUUUUGCAGAGAAGGGAAAUCAAAUAAGCUUUGCCUAGUUUUGCAAAACGCCGACAGCAAUGCCCUUCCGUGUUUGCAAAGGAGGAAAUUGAAAGUACGCUGCCUGGUUUUGUGAAGGAACGAGAGAAGAAAAUUGCUGCAAAGGAAAGAUUUUUUUUGCAAAAAAAAAAGGAUGGUGGUUUUAUUGCAGCACUGACUGCAAAGCAAAAGAGGAAAUAAGAGCGGACGCUUUGGGGGUUUGGUGUGGGUGAUAUGGCAGGGGGUUGCUGCAUCGUUUGAGGUUGCAUUUGGAAACUGGGAGAUGCAAGGGAGCGGCGAGAUGGCGAACUAUCGGAAGAUCGGGCGGACGGAGGAGGAGAGCCCGCUGCCUUUCGCUGACCUGCCGGCGGACACGGUGGAGAUGCGGGUGAAGGAGGGCAGCAAGAUCCGCAACCUGAUGGGCUUCGCGCUGGCCCGCAUGGAGCUGGAGGGCACGCGGAGGAUAGUAUUCAGCGGUUCGGGCCGGGCGGUCACCAAGACUAUCACCUGCGCCGAGAUUAUGAAGCGCCGGCUGGGCGGGCUGCACCAGAUCACCAAGCUCCGCCCGAGGAGCCUGCGGGAGACCUGGCAGAGCAGCACCGCCGGCAGCGGGGCAGCCCUCACCCUGCUCAAGACCGUUCCGUCCGUCUGCAUCCUGCUGUCCAAGGAGCCCCUGGACCCGGCCGAAGCCGGCUACCAGCCCCCGGACUCCGCUCCCCCGCUGUGGCCGGAGCCCGGUGCCGCUGGCGCUGCCCGAGCCGGGCAGGAGGAGCCAGCGUUCAGCCCGGCCAGCCGGGGCGUCAAGCGCCGCUGCUGGGGAAGCGACAGUGGCGGCGGAGCGCCGCCCGAGAUGGUCCCGAAGCUCAGCAAAGGGGAACAGCCCAGUGAGACCGCUCCCUUCCCCAACUAUACUUACCUCCUGAACCCCCAGCAGUAACUCACAGACCGCAGGGCACAAGUGGUAGUGUCCCUACCCCGGACCAGGGGAGUGUGUCAUACCAUCUCUAAACAGGUUAAAAAUAUAGCACUGAGGGUCCUCUUGUAGUACAAUGACAUAUCCGCACCUCUGGAUUGGGAGUGUGUGUCAUAACAUCUCUAAAAAGGAAAUUGCCCUGAGGGUCCUCUUGUGGUACAGUGAUAGUAUCCCCACUCAUGGACUGGGAGUGUGUCCUAACAUCUCUAGACAGGUUAAAAAUACAGCACUGAGGGUCCUCUUGUAGUACAAUGACAUAUCCGCACCUCUGGAUUGGGAGUGUGUGUCAUAACAUCUCUAAACAGGUUAAAAAGGAAAUUGCCCUGAGGGUCCUCUUGUGGUACAGUGAUUGUAUCCUCACUCCUGGACUGGGAGUGUGUCGUAACAUCUCUAAACAGGUUAAAAAUAUAGCACUGAGGGUCCUGUUGUGGUACAGUGCUCGUAUCCCCACUCCUGGACUGGGAGUGUGUCGUAACAUCUCUAAACAGGUUUAAAAAUAUAGCACUAAGCGUCCUCUUGUACAGUGGUAGUAUCCCUAUUGCUGGAUUGGGAGUGUGUGUCAUAACAUCUCUAAACAGGUUAAAAAUGAAAUUGCCCUAAGGGUCCUCUUGUGGUACAGUGGUAGUAUCCUCACUCAUGGACUGGGUGUGUGUUACAUCAUGUCUUAACAGGUUAAAAAAAACAUUUUGUGGGCUCUGUUAUGGUGCAAUGGUACUGUCCCUAUCCCAGGACUGGAUGGCUUGGAUUCAAGUUGCACCCUGUUCUAGAGUGUGGGUUAUACCGUUUCUGAACAGAUUAAAAAAUAUCAUUUGCCAUGAGGGCCCUCGUGAUACACUGGUAGUGUAUCCAGCCCUGGACAUGGAGCGUACAUCAUACCAUGUCCAAACAGGUUAGAAAAAAAUUACUGCAAUCAGGGUCCUGUUGUACUACAGUGGUAAUGUCCCUAUUGCUGGACUGGGAGUGUGUGUCAUAACAUUCCUGAACAAGUUGUAAAGAAAAUCAGUUUGCCAAGAAAGCUUCUUCUGUCUGUGCAGUAGUAGUGUCCCUACCUAUGGACUGGGUGGCUUGAAUUCAAGCCCCACCUGCUCCAGAGGUGUGUGAUACCACCUCGGAAUGAGUUGAAAUAGAAUAGGAAUUACAUCAGGGGCUCAGUGUGGCACAGUGGUAGUGACCCUUUUGCUGGGCCAGGAGGUCCAGUCAAGUCCCACCUGCUCCAGAGAUGUGCCAUAAUAGAGAUUGACAUAAAAUAUCAAUUAUAUGUAGAGGUCUAUAUACACAUACAAAUCUAUACAAUUAUAGAGUACUUUAUAAAAUUCACAAAGAAAAGUAUUACUGUAUGUAGGUAUGUUAUGUUACAACAAAGAUGCAUUGUUAAGUCCCUGAACAUUAUGAAGUCUUUGGAACAUAUAAUGAAAAAAGGACAUUUAAGAAGGGAAAUUUUAUUGCAACUUCAAAAUCCACAUGGAAGCAAAGUUCCCAAAGAUCACGGACUGGAUAAGAGAUUUAGCAAGAAAUGUAUUCAGUUCAGUUCUGAAGAAGGGUCACUCGGCCCGAAACAUUAACUGUUUCUCUCUCCACAGAUGCUACCAGACUUGCUGAGUUUCUCCAGCCCUUUCUGUUUCCAGCAUCUACAGUUCUUAGUGUUUUUGUUUUCAAUUUAAUUUGUUGGGUUAACCAGAAAGGUGGGUGUUAUAAUUUUUAUCUCUGUCUCUCCAUAAUGUCUUUGGACGUGACUCAGGGUAUACAGGGAAGCACAGCUCUUGUUAAUUAAUAAUUUAUUUUAGAAUGGAACUGGGCUCCAUCAUUGCCUCCUCAAAUCUCACCAUGUGGAUAAAAAGGGUUAAAGAAAAGAAUGGAAUUGUACUUAAUUUCCAUUGAGUGCCCUUCCUUAGAGUUUGAUUAGAUUAGAUUAUUUACAGUGUGGAAACAGGCCCAUCGGCCCAACUAGUCCACACCGACCCGCCGAAGCGCAACCCACCCAUACCCAUACAUUUACACCUUACCUAACACUACGGGCAAUUUAGCAUGGCCAAUUCACCUGACCCGCACAUCUUUGGACUGUGGGAGGAAACCGGAGCACCCAGAGGAAACCCACGCAGACACGGGGAGAAAGUGCAAACUCCACACAGUCAGUCGCCUGAGUCGGGAAUUGAACCCAGGUCCCUGGCGCUGUGAGGCAGCAGUGCUAACCACUGUGCCACCGUGCCGCCCUAAAGUGAGUUUUAUCAAUCUCCAUUGCCGCCUCUUUUGAUUUUCCUUGCUCCCAGAUGCUGUACAAAUUCAAGUAAUUAGCUCCUUUUUUAAUGAGAGAUUUCUGCGAUGUCCUUUGCUUAAUUUUAUCCCUUUUCAGAAACCUGCCUGUUUCGUUUAUCCCUGUCUCCCAGCAGAUAGAGGCUGCUGUUUCAAAUGAACUCAAAACAGUCUGUAGAGAUUUAUUUGCUCCACUAUAAUACGGAAGGAUUGUGUGGUCAAAUAAGAAUGUGAUAGAGCAAGGAUUUAUGGAAAGCUGUACAUUGUUGUCAACAUUGACAUUGCAAAGCUUCGACUCUUUUCGAUAUUACUGAGCUUAAAUGGACGCCCGGUUCUUAUCUUAACCUACAGAGUUUUCAAAGUGGAAUAUAGUAUAUGAGCAAAAUCCUGCUAUUGACCAUUUAAGCAUCAGUGCCAAGGGAUGUAACAGAGUAGGACGCUCUCCUGAUAAAUCUUUAGAAUUGCAGCCUUUCUCUUAAGCAAGGAGCACCUUAUACUCUUGUUGGUUAAACCGUUUUGUAAAAUAAAAGUGAAGAAUACUGUAUUGCAUGCAAUGAGUUUCACUGAAUUCUGCUUGUUUUAUUAGAGGUUAAUUCCAUCUGCGCUGUUAUAGAGAAGACGACCCUCCCUGGAGAGGGUAAGGAAGUGAAUACGGUAUGCAUUUAUGCAAAUUGGCAGGUUUAUAGGGAAAACUGAGGCCUGGGAAUAAGUUGGACAGUGCAUUCAACGAAUCUCUAAGAAUGCGAUAUGCCAAUUGCCCCUCUUACUAUGCAGUUCCAUUCUAGAUUGUAUUCGGCAAGCUUGUGUGCAUAUUUAUCAGUCUCGGUACGCUAUACAAACUCCGAUAUCUGUAAGCCCUGAGUGCGCAUUACCAUACAAUCAUGAUAUUUACAAUGGAUGUACAGACAAAUGGUGUGCCCAUGUGUAUGAUAUAUCCAUAAUUCUUUAAUGUUGCUAUCUAUUUACAACUACAAAAGCUCUCUCUUCAAGAUUAGUCUCUUUUAACGGUAGUGUUUUAUUUCUGCUACUACUCCAUUAACAGUGGACCAAUACUUUGUUCCUUAAUUACAACCAUUGCCACUGUUUUUGUUUUUUGUUUCAUAAGAACUUGUCACUAAUAUGUGCUGCCUUCUAACCUGACCCUCAUUUUCUGUUUGUGUUACCCUGAUCUUGUUCCCGUUCUCCAAUGGUGUAAAUCCAAUCGCAUUUUCUAUCUCUCUUAAGUUCCAAAGUAAGGAUUUGAAAUGUUAACGCUGUUUCUCUCUCCACAGGCCUGCUGAGUUUCUUCAGCCCUUUCACAGCUUUUAUUUCAGAUCUCCAGCAUUUGCAGCACUUUGCUUUAACAAGUGGUUUGAUAAUGAUGACUGUGAUCUCCAUGGAACCGGCCGCCCAAAAUGCUUUGGCUGGAACCGUGUGUCAUGUUUGUGUGCAGCCAGUGACAUGGAAACAAGAGGCUGGCUGUGAACACAAGUGCCCCAGGGAUGCCAUUUCUCAAGCUGAGCCAAAAUAUUUGCCCUUAGUCACUUGUGACACAGCCAAUUUUGAAACUUCAGUGACCAUUUAAAAACUACAUCUGGGAGAGGGUGAGACGCCAGCUGCAAGUUUGGUAGUGCUCAUUUUUAUUAUCAGAUCCUAUAUAUUUAGCAAAUAAAUGAGUGAAACUUGUAAUCCACAGAGAAAUUAGUGCUAUAAUGUGCUUAAAUGCAUAUUUGUAUGUUCUUGGAAAUCAUGUUAUGCAUAAUUUUCUCAGUGCAAGAAUUGACUGACAUUCUGAAU